AUGGGUUCUCCUUUGUCACCUAUCAUAGCGGACAUCGUACUGCAGGAUUUAGAAUAUAAGGCAUUGUCUAGUUCUCCACCAACUGCCAAUUCCAAUGCUACGUUAAAUGUCGAUACAUCAAAUGUGAUAUUUGAAAUCGAGGAAGGCACUUGCGUCCAUCAAGCUAUAAUUGUGAUAUUUGAGAAUACAAAUGACAAAGAUAAUAUUAAAGAUUCUGCGUAUGUUACUGAAUAUGCUCUUUGUAACGAUGAGAAUCUUAAUGCAUUAAUUGUUAAUAAUAACAACAUGAUGAGCGAUUCUUUACCAACUACCAAAUCCAAUGCUAUAGAAAAUGUUUCGACAAUAUUAAAUGAGCUGUCUGAUAUAGAACAAAGUGUUCAAUAUUGUAUACACGAAGAGAAAAUUGAAAAUAUUACGUACGACAAGCAGUUGAAUAAUACGUAUAGUAUUACUGAUAACAAUAAUGCUUCUUCAAAUGCAAACAACACUCAUGUUAUCGAUAUUUCAAAUAAUACAUUCACUCCAGCUGCGGAAUCUACACUCAUAGAGAAUCAGUUAAAUUUAAAGUGUGAAAUCAAUGAUGAUAAUAUUGAAUCUGAUACAUCUAUCACAUCUAAGAAUUUCGAAGAUUCGAGUUUUCAUUUGUCAGAUUGCUCUAUGCUUGAAAACACAGAUCAAGAUGAUGAAGGUGAAAAUAAAAUUGAAAGUACAAUUGAUACAAGUAAAAAUAAAACUGUAAACAGUACAUUAAAUUUAACACCAUCAUGCUCAUUUAAAGUAUGUGAUGACAGAAAUAUGUAUAUAGAAACUUCUGACAAUCCUAAAUUGAAACGAAAUAUGUGUCCAUAUUGUAAAAAGCUUCAAACGCAAUUUGCAAGGCACUUAGAAUUAGUACAUAAAACUGAAGAAGAUGUGAAAAAGUUUUGUUUUUUACCUAAAGAUAAGCAAUCCAGAACGAAAAAAGAUUAUUGA
Camponotus floridanus (Florida carpenter ant) is the source of this 972-nucleotide messenger RNA. RefSeq lists its product as uncharacterized. Lineage: Eukaryota; Metazoa; Arthropoda; Insecta; Hymenoptera; Formicidae. The record is from RefSeq and is a predicted model, not a curated record. The coding region runs from base 1 to 972 and encodes 323 amino acids. The transcript has 6 exons.